UUCCCCUCGCCGCACGACCUCGCAACCCUUUCCUCUUCUCACUUUUUUCCCCUCGCCGCACGGUCUUCCUCUCGAUCCAUCUCCAUCUCCUCGCCGGACGACCUCCAUACAACCCCCUUCCUCUCCUCUUCCUCUCGAUCCUUCUCCUCCUCCUCCGCCCCGCCUUCGGCCCUUCCUCACUUGCAGCUUGCAGCCUCGUCGCCGAUCCCGCAGCAUCACUGCGGCCGCCCUCUCCUCAGUCUCUACGGCCGCCCUUGCCUCGGUCUCGACUCUUUCUCUGGCGCCUCAAUCUCUACUCUUUCUCUAGCGGUUUCUCGCCGUCGCGGGCUCGCCGUCGCUCGCGGCCUCGUCUCUCCUCCCCCGCCCUCGCUUCCAUCCGACACGCGUGUCGAGACGAGUCGAAAAAAGUUGACUACGUGUCAGAAAACUCGACACGCGUUGACCGCGUUUUGGAUGGCAAAUGGGAUCGGAUUCAAAUAUGUGAAAUGUCAUAUUGUGAACUCAGAGACGAGGUGAGAGGGCUGACCUUGUUAAGUGCGAAGCGAGCUCCUAUGGCAAACUCAGAGACAGUGACGAGCACCAGCAACACGGUAGGAGGUGAAUACCAGGUUUUCCUGAGUUUUAGAGGGCCUGAUACUCGUCUUCCAUUCACCAAUAUCCUCCACCAAGCCCUGGUAGAUGCCGGGAUUCGUGUUUUCAUCGAUGACGUAGGGCUUCAACCUGGUGAAAAAAUUAGCAACCUUCUGCAUGUGAUUGACAAUUGCAAGCUUUACAUACCCAUCUUCUCCAAAGAUUAUGCUUCAAGUCACUGGUGCCUUGACGAGCUUGCGAAAAUGGUGGAGAACACCUCUAAACAUAAAGAAGAUGGGAAAGAGAAGGUCAUAUUGCCCAUCUUCUAUGAUGUGAAGCCCAAAGAUGUGAAGCUGCAAACACCGUUAUACAAGGAUGUCAUAUCGAAUUUGGAGGAAGAGAUGGAGGAUCAGGAGCAUAAGUUCAGCUCCGAGAAUAUAAAGACGUGGCGGGAGUCUCUCGAAGUUGGUGGCAUCAAGGGAUGGGAGGUGGAGAAACAUUCAAGCCCUUUAAAACUCAUCCAGGCUAUUGUUGACGAGGUUGUGGCCAAGCUCGAGACAAAACGGAGACGUGUAACCGGAGAUUUCAUUGGAAUGGAAGAUCAAAUAUCAAACAUAAAGAAAUUAUUAGACAUUGAUUCUGAUGAUGUGCAGUUCAUUGGAAUCUACGGGAUGGGCAAAAUUGGUAAAACAACACUUGCCAAGACUAUCUUCAACGAACUAUGUCCUCGAUUUGGCAGAAACUGCAGCUUUCUUGAUGAUGUGAGGGAGACGGCAAAAAGCAAUCACAUAGUCAAGCUGCAAAAAAAAUUAUUGUCCGAUAUAUCUUAUUCUAGUGUGGUUCAGAAUAUUGCUAACAUUGAUCAAGGGAUUGAUAUGAUUGAAGCAACAAUUUGCAACAAGAAGAUGCUAAUUGUAUUGGAUGAUGUUGAUGAGGCCAACCAGAUCCUACAACUAAUCGGAGAGAAAUCUUUGCAUCAUGGUAGUAGAAUACUUGUUACUACUAGGAACAAGAACGUUCUGACAAGUAGGAAAUUUAAGUAUGAAUUUAAGGAUUAUGAAAUGAUGGGGUUGGAAGAUGAAGAUGCACUUAAACAUUUUAGUAGGCAUGCCUUCAAUGACGACUCUCCUCCAGCUGAUUAUUGUACUCUUUCAAAGCGCAUUGUCUAUACUACACAUGGACUACCUGUCACGACCUCCAUUUUUCCGUCCGGGGAAAAAGAAAAGGUUUAG
Molecule: messenger RNA, 1802 nt
Organism: Eucalyptus grandis
Lineage: Eukaryota; Viridiplantae; Streptophyta; Magnoliopsida; Myrtales; Myrtaceae
Product: disease resistance protein RUN1-like
Exons: 2
Coding region: 486-1802 (438 amino acids)
Biological process (GO): defense response; signal transduction
Molecular function (GO): ADP binding
Source: RefSeq, a predicted model, not a curated record